GUUUGUGUUUGUGAACACUUUCUAGUUUGACUAUUUGUGUAAGAAUCAAAGGCAAGCACGCACAUUUGGAGUUGAACAGUGAAGAAGGACUUCAAUUGGGGCACCAAGGAAGAAAGAAGCCAUUAGCCAUGGUUGAAGUUGAAGAAACUGAAGAACUAGCCUCUCCUUUGCUCGCAGAUGUUCCAUCAUCAUCAUCUCGAAAAUCCCAUAGAUCCUUUAAGAGAACUGGGACUGUAUGGACAGCAAUAGCCCAUAUAAUAACUGGAGUUAUUGGGUCUGGAGUGCUGUCCCUGGCAUGGAGUAUGGCUCAGCUGGGAUGGAUUGCAGGUCCUCUAGGCAUUCUGGUGUUUGGAGUCAUCUCCAUUAUUUCUUCUUUGCUUCUCUGUGAUUGCUACAGAUAUCCUAAUCCUGAAGUUGGCCACAUCAGAAAUAGGUCAUAUUCUCAAGCUGUUAGGUCCUACCUAGGAAAGAAGAGUAUGUAUGUGUGUGAAAUUUUUGUUCAGGAAAGCUACUAUGGAUAUGGGAUUGCCUACACCAUAACAUCAGCAAUCAGUAUGAGGGCAAUCCGGAGAUCUAACUGUUUCCACAACAAAGGCCACGAUGCUCCUUGUGAAUUUGGAGAUAACUUUUAUAUUCUGCUAUUUGGAGUAAUUCAGAUUCCGUUCUCUCAAAUACCCAACUUUCACGAGAUGGAGUGGCUCUCAAUAUUUGCCGCAAUAAUGUCUUUUGCAUACACCUUAAUUGGGACAGCACUUGGUUUGGCAAAAGUAAUAGGAGAUGGAAGAAUCAGAGGAGACAUUACUGGUGUUUCUACAACCAAUAUAGCAGAAAAAGUGUGGUUGACCUCGCAAGCAGUUGGGGACAUUGCUUUUGCUUACACAUACAACAUAAUCCUAGUGGAAAUAGAGGAUACUCUGAAGGAUCCGCCACCACAAAACAGGACAAUGAAGAAAGCAUCAACGGCAGCCGUCCUUCUGAUCACUUUCUUCUUUCUUUGCUGCGGAUGUUUUGGAUAUGCUGCUUUUGGUAACCAGGCUCCUGGAAAUAUUCUCACUGGCUUUGGGUUUUAUGAACCAUACUGGCUUAUUGACUUUGCUAAUGUCUGCAUAGUUCUCCAUCUUGUUGGAGGAUAUCAGGUUUACAGUCAGCCAUUAUUUGCUGCUGCUGAAAGGUGGAUAGCUAAGAAACUCCCCAACAGUGAAGUGAUCAACAAGAACUACACCUUGAAGCUCCCAGUGCUGCCAGAAGUACGGUUGAAUGUCCUACGGCUGUGCUUUAGAACUGCUUAUGUUGCAUCUACAACAGCACUUGCCAUGCUCUUUCCUUAUUUCAAUCAGGUUUUAGGUGUGCUUGGUGCUUUGAACUUUUGGCCUCUGGCAAUAUAUUUUCCUGUGGAGAUGUAUCUGGUGCAGAAUAAUGUAAGAGCUUGGACAAGACUCUGGGUGGUUCUUCAGACUUUCAGAGUACUUUGCUUGGUUUGCACCAUUUUCGCCUUUAUUGGAUCGCUUGAAGGGCUCAUAAACAGCAAACUAACCUAGAGAAUGUUGGUUUCACUGCAUUCUUUGAACAAAACAUUUGUAGAAGACUAAAAAAUUCAAGUAAAAGAGUUUCUUUGGAAGUGUGAA
Coffea eugenioides is the source of this 1625-nucleotide messenger RNA. RefSeq names its product probable amino acid permease 7. The record is from RefSeq and is a predicted model, not a curated record. The coding region runs from base 129 to 1538 and encodes 469 amino acids. The transcript has 7 exons. Gene Ontology annotation, cellular component: plasma membrane. Lineage: Eukaryota; Viridiplantae; Streptophyta; Magnoliopsida; Gentianales; Rubiaceae.